This is a messenger RNA of Acipenser ruthenus (sterlet), 3095 nucleotides long. RefSeq names its product condensin-2 complex subunit H2-like. Gene Ontology annotation, biological process: meiotic chromosome condensation; mitotic sister chromatid separation. The transcript has 21 exons. Gene Ontology annotation, molecular function: chromatin binding. Gene Ontology annotation, cellular component: condensin complex; nucleus. Lineage: Eukaryota; Metazoa; Chordata; Actinopteri; Acipenseriformes; Acipenseridae. The record is from RefSeq and is a predicted model, not a curated record. Bases 189 to 2051 code for a protein of 620 amino acids.
CACGCGGGAAAUUCAAAAAUGGCGGAGUUGUGGCUGUUUUGAAUUCAACUCAAUAAUAAUAAUCUAAAACAUAUUCAUAUAGAAAGAUAGUUGAUAAUUCAUUAAUUUAACUGGCGAUUGUCGACUAACUAUAAAGCUCGUUUGGAUGUAAAAUCUUACUGAAAAAGGCUAUUUCUGUAUAGUUGAAAAUGGAUGAAACAGAAGCAAGAUACACGCAUCUCCUUCAGCCCAUCAGGGACAUGACAAAAAACUGGGAGGUUGAUGUGGCUGCGCAGCUUGGGGAAUAUAUGCAUGAGUUAGAUCAGAUCUGUAUUUCUUUCGAUGGAGGUAAAACAACCAUGAACUUUGCAGAGGCUGCCCUACUUAUCCAAGGAUCAGCCUGUAUUUACAGCAAAAAGGUGGAAUACCUUUAUUCCCUGGUCUAUCAAACACUGGACUUCAUCUCCAAUAAAAAGCGAGAGAAGCAGCCAGCAUCUGUUGGAGUGGAUGGUGUUGAUAAAGAUGCAACCUUUGCACAUAGAAAUGAAGAGGAGGAGUUUCUUUCACUGGAUGACAUUAAUGGCACCAACAAAUCAAACAUGGACAUGAGGAAAAAUAAUUCUUCCAAUGUUGUGGACAUAGUUCCACUGACUCCCAUGGGCUUAGUGCCCCCUGAAGAAGCAGAGAAAAAGGAUAACCCACUUUACAGCCGGAAAGGUGAAAUCCUUGCAAGCUGUAAGGAUUUCAGGGUGAACACUUACACACCCCACGCCAAUGGGGCUUUUGUGUUGGAUCUGGCAGGAAUUUCUCCUACAAGGGAGUUUUUAAGGGAGGGAAACAACAGGAAUGCUUCAGUAUUGGAUGUUGGCCCAGGUGAUGAAAAUGGAAACCUACAAGCAGGGACCAGCAACAAUGAGGCACUGCUACCGAUUCUCAACUUUUCAGACCUAGGAGGCGCUGGAGAUAAUGACUGCGAUGAUAAUGAUGCUGGUGAUGCAUUUCCUCCACUUGCAGAGGGCAAUGAUAUGGAGGUAGACCCAUCUCCUUCAGAGCACGUUGAGAGACGCCAGGCUGUAAAUGACAGACAUAUGCUGAGAGAAAGGGCUCUUGCACCAGCUGAGACUGAGAAACCAAAGGAAUUCCUGGAUCCAUGGAGAAGUCUUGAUCCUUUUAGUAAUUCUGAAGACAAGCCCUUUAAAAAAGGCAAGCAUUUUACAAUCCCCCGAGGUGUUGAAGAAACAACUGGAAACAAUAGGAAAAGAAAAGGCCCCACAAAGCUACAGGACUUUAGGAAAUGGUUCUCAGGGACAUAUUAUGAAGGUGCUGAUGUCAAGGGUAAGAAAAAAGGACCAACAUUUGCAGACAUGGAGGUGCUGUAUUGGAAGAACAUGAAAGAGAGGCUUGUUGCACAGAAGAAGAUACAAAAGAAAAUGGGGAUAUUAUUUUCUAAUGAGAUUGCUGAGCACCAGAAUAAAGAUUUGGAAAAUGCAGAGGAACAAAAUGAAGUUGAGGACAACCGCCAUGAUGAUUACCUUGAUAAUGAUGGAGGAGAUGAUUUCUCCGAUCAUGAAAACUUGGCACAAGACUUCCCUGCAGAAAUACUGGACGAGGAGGGACUGGCAGCUACUGAGCCCCAGGAGGAAAGGCCGAGUUACGAGGAUCUGGUCCGCAGAAAUGUGGAUCUGUUUAUUGCUAACUCCCAGAAGUAUGCACGAGAGACAGUGCUAUCUAUCAGAGUGAGAGAUUGGGAAGACAAGAUGGGCCCACAGCUAACCGAACAGGAAGAAAGAGUAGCCUUUGACAUCCAUGAUUACGGGGACAAGAUUGUGGAUGCUUUUAGCCAAGUGGGAGAGAGACGCACGUUUGCCAGCAUUGUGAAGGGGAAGGAAGCGUUUGAAGUGUGCCGCUACAAGCUGGCAUCUUUGCAACUGGCAAAUGACUGCACAGUGAAGAUAGAUAAAAAACCAGGACUAUAUGAAUCGAUUGAUUCCAUGGAACUGACCCUGCUAAGCAAACGGCGAGCACAUGAAAGAUUUCAAACAUAUGCUGCUCCUUCCCUUACUGAUUUCUGAUCCCAGUGGAACCAUGGACACAUUGGUGUUUAUUGGAUUUAAAAGUUUUUAGGAAAUGCAUUGAUAAGUCAAUAAACUGAAGCUUCUAAGUUUCUCAAAAAAAUAUGGACAUGCAACCAGGUAAAUGCUUCCAUGUGAAAGCUGACUGAAGCUGAUGUGCAGUGUCAUGAGGUCCAAACAGGGGGUCCAAACCCACAAGUUUUAAGGAUUUAAGAGUAUGGGUCUUUUCAGUUGUGUGCUAAUUAGAUUUGGGGGGAUGUACAUCCAGCCUUAAAUGCAAAGCAAGUAACUAAACAUGCACUUGCAUUUCCUAUACCACAGACUUUUAAUAUAUGUUUUCAAGGUCUUUGUAUUUUAUGAAUGUACAUUUAUAUAAAGCAAAAAAAAAAAAAAAUGCUGUGCCUUGUACUGAUUAGAUACCUUUAUUUAUUUAAAUAUAUAUAUAUAAUAUAUAUAGGCUAAUUGGCUUUUUCUUUACUCCAAUAAAUAUUGCCUUACUCUACUUGCUUGAAUAAAAUGACAAUUUUCUUAUGUCAGUAGUUUUAUAUACAAGAAUGACCAUAUUCAGCUCGGUGCUGAAUGUAUAAUUAUACCUGUACGACAGGUAUAAAAAAUACUAUUGUGACCUUGGUAGUGAAUAAUGUAAAUGUCAAUUUUGAUGUAUGAUUGCAUUGUUUCUACGAUACAGUUUUUAUGAUUUUUUAAGGAAUGUUCCUGUUGUACAUUACUAGUUUGAAUUGUGUGGCAGUAGAACAUUUGUAUUAUAGUGUUAUAAGGCCUGUUACUAAUUACGUUUUUAACAAUUACUAUUUAAAAUCAAAUAGUAGAGAAACCGCAGAGCUGUAUCCAUUCAAUGAACUGGAACUACGUGUUCACUAUUUUUUGGCUAAUGAGCUAAGACUAUAAGUAUGCAAAAUAUUAAAUGGAUUGUUUCAUGGGGUAUUGCUUUCAAAUACUGUAUAUUGAUGGCAACUUGUUUUUGUUUACAUCAGGAUUAAGUUAAGUUAAAUACAAUUAAUAAAUGUAAUACAUUCAUUGUUAAAA